CACCAGUUGCUUGGCUUACUUUCAUUCUUCUGCCACUGUGAUGCUUUAUACGUCUUCAACCCAGUAAGAACAGAAUGCCAGCCCUUCGAUCCUCAUGUGCAACGCUGCGUACAAGAUGGAGAGAAGUGACCUCAAGACCCGCGCUGAAAUGGACAUUCUCGACACUAUUCUGGCUCCCAAUGGGCAUAUGCUUCACAGAAUUGCUGUAUACCGUCAAGUCCGUGACGGGCAGGAGCAUGCAGCCUACGCUCAAUCCUGACUCCUCUGUUUGGCAUGAUAUAGUGCUCUUCGACCCAUGGUCUGUGAAGGCUUUGCGAGAGUAUAAUAGAGGAGAUGUUGUCGCUAUAAAAUCGCCCUAUGAUUCAAAGCUUCUUGUUAAACGAAUCGUCGCACUCCACGGAGACAAGAUCAAGACCUUACCGUCAUACCCAGAUCCCGAAGUGAAAAUUCCAGAGGGGUACGCAUGGGUAGAAGGCGACGAGCCAUUCAAGUCAGAAGACAGUAAUCACUUUGGUCCAAUCCCACUAGCUCUGAUUGAUUCGAAGUUGACAUUCAUCGUCUGGCCAUGGAACCGCAUUGGUCCUCUACGAAAACCUUCUCUUCCAAAUCCCAAAGCUCAACGAGGCCCUGCCUGGCGUGCCUAGAAAGCCGAAGUUGAGAUCGAGUAACAGCUACCUCCGCUAAAAUAUCCGAAGCCACGUAUAGUAACCGCUGCUACAAUUCGCAAACUAUAUGUACGCUUCAAAUCUUUCAAGAUACGAUCAUCUGCAGUGAAAAGCUUUAGCGCUCUCGGUUACAUCUCGGCAACCUAAUGGUAUGCCGUUCGAAUGAUCAACGACCUCUAUCUUGCUGUUGUCCUUAUAUAGGCAACGGACGCCACAAUUUCACGUCUUGCUUUCGUUUC
Somion occarium is the source of this 904-nucleotide messenger RNA. Lineage: Eukaryota; Fungi; Basidiomycota; Agaricomycetes; Polyporales; Cerrenaceae. The record is from the annotation of a GenBank genome assembly.